ACACCAAAAGGGCUGGGGUUCUCGCGCAGUUUGCUCCAGUAUUGUAAACCAUAGAAAAAAUAAUGAGUUUCUAUGUUGUAAACAACAUGGCGCAUCACGGACUUCGCAACUUCGGUCUGGUUUUAUCUUGAAAACAUCGGCAGCGAAAACGGUGUAUCAUCCACAGAUAAAAACCGUUUUCUUAAACGGACUCGUGACAACAUAAUUGGCAAGUUUUUUAGCUUAAUAUACAGCAAUAAAUAACUGUCAAGCGCGUGUAACCUUAUACUUAGAACAGUGUAGGUAUCUUUAGGCUAGGCUAGCUGUAUUAGCUAACUAGCUAGCUAGUCAGACAAAUCAUGCGAUGGUUAGCUCGUUUUUUGUAACGAACGUUAGAGCAAGUCGCUUGAUGAUUUUUGCCACUGCAUUUUCUUAGCUAGCUAAGUCUUUGAUAGUAGUUGUAUGUCUGUGUCAAGAAGACACGGUCAAUCUCUUACACGUCAGGCAGCUCACCCAUACAGGCUCUCGGUAUAUGGGCUCUCAGUCUAGUUCUGGGAUGUCCGGCGGUCGGGGCUCCAGCGGCAACCCUGACCAGUCUGAAGCGGAAUCCAACCAGAGCAGCAGCAGUAAUAACAGUAACAGCAGUAGAAGUCGUAGAUCAGCUGAGGGGCAGCAGGGUGACAGGCAGUCAACAGCAGAGGAGGACGUCGAUUUAGCUCAAGUGCUGGCUUACCUAUUGAGGAGGGGCCAGGUGAGGCUGGUCCAUGGGAGUGGAGCAACAGGCCUGCAGCUUGUCCAGUCGUAUUCGGACUCUGACGAGGACAGUGAUGGGGCCUGGGAGGGGCGUCUAGGGGACCGUUACAACCCUCCCGUGGACUCCCAGCCAGACACUCAGGAGUUGGAUCGUAGUGAAAUCCGGACUCAGAUCCUCCUGACCACGGCCUCAUCUGACUUGAAAGGCAGGCAAAGCUUCACCCACAUGCUAACAGAGAGGGAACAAGGCCGAUGUCGAGGCUCCAGUUUUUCUCACGGAGAGUGUAGUCGCAUUCGCUCACAUUUCCUGCCCAAUCAUGUGACACACAAGGACACAUACCAGCAGAAAGCGUUCUGUGGUGUGUACAGUGACGAUGGCAACAUGUUCCUCUCUGCCUGCCAAGACCAGAACAUCCGUUUGUAUGACACCAGUAGCGGGCGCUUUAACCUGAAGCAGACUGUGAAGGCCAGGGACGUGGGCUGGAGCGUGCUGGACGUAUGCUUCACCCCCGACUCCCACAACGUGCUCUACUCCAGCUGGUCUGAUUACAUUCAUGUCUGCAGUGUAGAUGGAGACAGUGAAACCCAUACCGCCCUGGACCUCAACCCAGACGAGAGGAGGUUCUGUGUCUUUUCUCUGGCUGCCUCCACAGACGGAAAAGAGAUCCUUGGAGGAGCAAAUGAUGGCUGCCUCUACGUCUUUGAUCGUGAACAGAAUAGGAGAACCCUUAAGAUUGAUGCUCACGAGGAUGACGUGAACGCGGUGGCUUUUGCUGACAGCUCGUCCCAGCUGCUGUUCUCGGGCAGCGACGACGCGCUCUGCAAGGUGUGGGACAGGCGGACGCUGCGGGAGGACAGACCCCAGCCCGUGGGCCAGCUGUCUGGACACAGAGACGGCAUCACCUUCAUACACAGCAAGGGCGAUGCACGUUAUCUGAUCAGUAACUCCAAGGACCAGUCCAUCAAGCUGUGGGACGUGAGGAAGUUCUCCCCCAAGGAGGGCCUGGCGGCCUCGCGGCUGGCCGUUACCCAGCAGAACUGGGACUACCGCUGGCAGCAGGUGCCCCAGAGAGCCCUGAAGAGACACAAGCUGACCGGCGACACCUCGGUGAUGACCUACAGGGGUCACGGCGUUCUGCACACACUCAUACGCUGCCGUUUUUCCCCGGAGUUCACCACCGGACAGAGGUUCAUCUACACCGGCUGCUCCACUGGGAAGAUCAUCGUCUAUGACGUGCUGACGGGCAGUGUGGUGACCAGACUCUCUGAGCAUGACGCGUGUGUGAGGGAUGUCAGCUGGCAUCCCUACCAGGACAACAUCAUCAGCAGCUCCUGGGACGGAGCAGUGCGUGUUUGGGAGCACAGGCAGACCCACCCACUGGAUGAGGAGAGGGAGAGGGACUGAAAGAAGGACUGGAAGUGAUGAUGUCAUAGGUAUGGGAUAGCCUGACCGUGUCAGUCAGUGACAUCACUCUGGGGAGAGGUGGAACCACAACAGAGGGAGAGAGCGAAACAACAAGCUCAGAGCGAACCGUGAAAUCUCAUUGAUUCAAUGCUGGAUAACAAUAAUUAUAGUGUGAUUGUGAAGUGUUAAUCUCCCAAUUCUACCUUCUUACUUCUCUGUGUUGGUGCAGAAGCCAUUAUUACCCCCGUAUUCGCCAAUCUGCAGAGAACGGCAACAUUUUUAGCGAGACAGUUGAGGCAUUGUCUUCUGACAGGUGGUGGUAUUCCUACACAGCACUAGUCCUUCCACCGACAGUGCAGACGGAACCAUGCUAUCUAACUUUAAGACCAUGACAGUUAAGAAGAGUUGAUGUCUCUCCUCAUGCAAGUAUAGGCUAAAGAAGGCUGCAGCCUUUUCUAAGUUGGGCUGGAGUCUUUUAUGCAGAACCUAUUAAAGCUCAAAGCUAACUAAAUGCUUGCUCCGCGAGCCCCCAACAAGCCUCUUAACAACAGUAUGUUUUUGUUGCUUUGAGUAAAAAGCAUCACCCAAAUAAUGUAUACUGUAUGUAGACGGAAACAAUGUUAUAAAUUACAGGCGAAUUGUGAACAGCCACAAAGAAUUCUGUAUAAGAUAUAAUACUUUAAUGGUAUUAAUGUCCAUGGGUAAGAAUAACUUAUUUUGGAGUCCAACAAUUCCAAUUCAAAUAUUUGAAUGUGUGAAUAAUGUGUGUUGGGGUUUAAGACACAGUGAAGGUUUGGGAGAUGUGUGUGUGUGUGCACGUGUGGAUACCCACUGGGCAAAAACUGGUUGAAUCAACGUUGUUUCCACGUAAAAACAAUUUAUGUGGAGAUGAAUCGACAUGGAAAACUGAUUGGAUUUACAAAAAGUCAUCAACCUAAGGGAAUUUAAUAUUGUUUUCACCAAACUUUUAACCUAAAUCCGAUGAUGAAAUGCUUUGUUGAUUUCACGUUGAAUUCACAUUUGCUGACAACUCAACCAAUUGUAAAUCAAAACUAGACGUUAACUAGACAUCUGCCCAGUAGGUACACACAUAUUAAUGUGUGUAUGUUGUUUGACUGUGUGUUUAUAUCGAUGUUCAUGUUCCAAUCUCAAUUGUUUUACAAUAUCAAUAAAACAUUUAUUUGAACAUA
Oncorhynchus kisutch (coho salmon) is the source of this 3327-nucleotide messenger RNA. RefSeq names its product ddb1 and cul4 associated factor 11 (gene dcaf11). Gene Ontology annotation, cellular component: Cul4-RING E3 ubiquitin ligase complex. The transcript is spliced from 15 exons. Gene Ontology annotation, molecular function: protein binding. The coding region runs from base 512 to 2137 and encodes 541 amino acids. Gene Ontology annotation, biological process: proteasome-mediated ubiquitin-dependent protein catabolic process. The record is from RefSeq and is a predicted model, not a curated record. Lineage: Eukaryota; Metazoa; Chordata; Actinopteri; Salmoniformes; Salmonidae.